AUCGCGGUCGGGAAGCAGGAGAGCUACGCUGGAAACGGCAAGCGCUUGGUCUCUGCUGUUAAAACGGACCACGUAUAAAUCCUGCGUUAUUGGAAUGGAAAAAACAACACGGGCGCCUUAAAUUUGCGUUGAAAAGUUCGAAGAGCCUCGUCCUUGUCCGCGAGCCGAAAGUAUCACUGCCCUCAUGGAAGACAAGAGGAAGAAAAGGAGUCCCAAAGUGUCCCUUCCCCAGCCUCCUCCUCCACCAAUCAACCCUCGAAAGCUCUCUGUUCUCCCAGCGAGUAAAAGCGCCACAUUCUCAUUGGGUUUACCCCAGCCCCCCUCCCCCAAACCCAGAGGCAAGUACAAGAGAUCGGUAGGGGCAAUGGGUCCUUCUAAAGAUGCUGUCGCUGUUCCUGUGGUCCCCCCAAAAAACACAAGGCCUCACAGAGAGAAACCCAGAGCUCCUCAGCCUGCCGGACCCAGCCGAGUGUCCCAGUCCUCCUCACCACUCCAGCACUCAUUCCUCACCGACGUCUCUGAUGUGAGAGAGAUGGAGGGAGGACUGCUCAACCUGCUCAAUGACUUUCACUCUGGAAAACUACAGGCUUUCGGUAAGGUGUGCUCCUUUGAGCAGCUAGAGCAUGUGAGGGAGAUGCAGGAACGUCUGGCCCGGCUGCAUUUCAGUCUGGAUAGUCAUGUGGAGGAGCUGUCUGAAGACCAGAGAAAAAAUGCUUCGGACCGCAAUCUAGAACACUUGCUUUCUAAUUAGACACACACACUUUAGUGGAAUCUGGAUCUAAUGGAUAUGGAACACCAGUCUACUUGUUCUCUCUCCACUAUUCAAGCACUCUCUCACACACAGAUACUAAAGGACUGGACACAAUAGUACCCUGUAUCUGAAUACAGGCCUCUGGUUGAAUCUUGUAUUAUCAUCCAAAUCUAAGUGUCGCUGUCUGACUGAAUUCUUUCAUCAGCCUGUGAGGGGCUGGACAGUUACUAUUGAUAGUAUUUCCCUUCUAGCUGUCAGCUCAGUGGUAUGUUGUAGAGAACUCAGCAGAUUGGAGUAUGUGAGAGUGUACGUGUGUGUGUGAGAGAUUCAUUAUGGGUGGUUCACUUAGUAUAACAGAGUGUAUAUAGUUGAAUCUUAAGAAAGGUCAUGUUUUACCCCACUUUUUCAUAAAGCUUAUUUUAGGACUAUUAAGACUUUUGCAAAA
This is a messenger RNA of Sinocyclocheilus anshuiensis, 1196 nucleotides long. Its product is annotated as coiled-coil domain-containing protein 28B-like. NCBI's taxonomy places the organism in Eukaryota, Metazoa, Chordata, Actinopteri, Cypriniformes, Cyprinidae. The coding region runs from base 185 to 751 and encodes 188 amino acids. The transcript has 5 exons. The record is from RefSeq and is a predicted model, not a curated record.